Verticillium alfalfae VaMs.102 is the source of this 846-nucleotide messenger RNA. RefSeq lists its product with no specific name. The transcript has a single exon. Bases 1 to 846 code for a protein of 281 amino acids. NCBI's taxonomy places the organism in Eukaryota, Fungi, Ascomycota, Sordariomycetes, Glomerellales, Plectosphaerellaceae. The record is from RefSeq and is a predicted model, not a curated record.
AUGCGUGGUUUUAACAUGGGACUCGGCGCUAUCGCCCUCCAGGUCGCUGCCGUCUCUGGUCUCAAGUACGGUGAGCAGUACUCGAACACCACCGUGAUCGGCUCGCAGGGACUCGUCACGAGCUCUGUCGAGAUGACGACGCAGACCAUCUACGCCACCAAAGUCCGCACCAUUACCUCCUGCAAGCCCGAAGUUACCAACUGCCCGGCCGGCGGCCAUCACGUCACAACUGAGACCAUCGCCAUCUCAACGACCGUCUGCCCCGUGUCCGAGGCCGACAAGACCAAGCCUACCACCACCCCUACCCCCACGCAGUGGACGACCUCGACUGUCUACACGACCAACGUUCGCACCAUCACCUCGUGCCCUCCCCAGGUCCCCAACUGCCCCGCCGGUCACCACGUCACCACCGAGACCAUCGCCGUCUCGACCACCGUGUGCCCCGUCACUGAUGACGAUGACGAGCCCACUUCUACCCCUGCCCCCACGCAGUGGAACGACCUCGACCGUCUACACGACCAACGUUCGCACCAUCACCUCGUGCCCUCCCCAGGUCCCCAACUGCCCCGGCGCACCCACGUCACCACCGAGACCAUCGCCCUCUCGACCACCGUGUGCCCCGUCACCGAGAGCCACCCCCCUAAGACCCUGGUCACGCAGAACCCUCCCCAGUCGCAGCCUCCCAAGCCUCAGCCUUCUGCCAAGACCACGGCCGUCGGCACCGGCUCCUUCCCUCCCACCCGUACCGGCACCGCUCCCAUCGGUCUCCCUACCGCUGCCGCCGGCCGUGUUGGCUCCGGUAUGGCCGGUGUCGCCGCCGGUGUCCUCAUCGCCGCCCUUCUCUAG